CGCUGAGUCGUAAAUAUUUCGCACUGAAAUUGUCAACCACCCUCAAAUUGAACACUGAAAGCCAGCCUCCUCCAAGCACGUCCCAGUGGACUCCAUCGGAUUCCGCUUGUUCCACAUCUGCGCUCUCUUCUUUCUCGGAUGGUUCCUCCAAUGGACCACCACUGGGCGCAUUGGAACUCCAAAUAUGUCUGUCAGCAUCGGUUUUGAACGAUCUCAGCGCUGUUCCAUCAGCCGCUUAUGUGAACAUCAAUAAUGUUAUGGCGUGGUUCUUUCCCGACCAUGUCGAACGUUUAGCAGCCGAUGAAAUUGAUGAGGAGUGUACAAUGAAGACGAAAGAGGAUUGUGACGGCUUCUUACGACUUCUAUCAAAAAGGCGGCCGGAAGUGAGCAAUUGGAAGUUGAAAACCGACUCGAUCGUACCCAUCUUACGACCCUAUCAAGUUGAUGCCGUACGUUUUAUGAUCUCACGUGAACUUCAUGCCCAACUCGAUUAUUCCAACGAGGAAUUUUUCCUUCGUAUACCUGCCGAUCCACCAUUCUACUAUUCUCGUUUCACUGGUACUGUCUUCGACGUCGACUGCCUACCCACUGAGCCGCCUUUUCAUGUGCCACCAGGUGGCAUCCUAGCCGACGAAAUGGGCCUUGGCAAAACUGUUGAACUGCUUGCACUGAUAAUGACACAUCAACGAAACGAUCCAGAAGCUCCACAGAUGGAUUCAAGGCCACAGCAAGAGCGCACCUGCGUGGAAUGCGUCCUUGAUGAGGUGGUCUCUGCAGUCGUUGCAGGCAUAGAUGGCGCCUUACCUUUACAGAAGUCAAGAACGGCGUGGAAGGCGAGG
This is a messenger RNA of Anisakis simplex (herring worm), 839 nucleotides long. The record is from the annotation of a GenBank genome assembly. Lineage: Eukaryota; Metazoa; Nematoda; Chromadorea; Rhabditida; Anisakidae.